CGUUAAGAUCGUCAUAUGCGACGCAAAGCAUUGAUUUGGAUCGGCCCCUUUUGAAUGAAGAAGAAAGGGAGGGAUUUACUUGAAGCCUUCCGCAAAACCUUCCUCACUCUCCAGAACCGUACUCCCCGCCAGAUAAAGAUGGAUGCAUCAUCAGAGCGUUACUGUUACAACCCCAUAUUGCGUUGGAAUCCUCAGGUGGAAGAUUACUUCAUCAAAGCCUAUGGGUCUCUUCAUUUUGCUCAAAUCUCCAAAGCUUUAACGCAUCCAUCUUGCUAUUCUUGUAUUCGAGUGAACACUCUCAAGACGACAAGUGAUGCUGUCAUUGAGAAACUUCAGGAAAUCAUGAGAAAGUCGGGGUCUGAAAAUGAUGUUGAAGACAUAAGUAUCGAAGAAAUUAAAGCAAAUAAUAGUAUUGAUUUGGAUAUGGCUGAGAAGCAAUUGUGCUUACAAAAUUGGUCCAUCUCUAAGUGUCAGAUACCAGGUUUAGAAUAUGUCGUAUUUGUUAAGGGUUCUGGACCACAUGCAGUUGACUAUGGUUAUGCGCCUGAUAAACCUCCGAAGGAGGUACUUGUUAGUAGGAAAUGUGCUGAAGCAGUUCUUCGAGGUGCUCAGGUAUAUGUUCCUGGUGUAAUGGCCUGCAGUGCUCAUGUUGAGGAAGGGGAUGCAGUUGCAGUUUCGGUUGCUGUGGAGCAGCCUGCUCCUGAUGGUGGAUGGGGACUUGGUAUAACACGUGGGACUGUUCUGCAGGGACUGCAGACAGAUCCUUAUUACUUUGAACGAAAUGGAUUAUACAUUGGUCAAGGAACAACAAUGUUGUCAAGAGCUGGGAUCUUUCGUGCUUCUCAGGGAAUUGCUGUUGAUAUGAAUAAUCGAGUAUUUAAGUUGCCUUCCUUUCAUGAUGUGCUUGAGGGGGAAAUAUUUCUUCAAAACCUGCCAAGCAUUGUCGCUGCUCAUGCUCUUGAUCCUCAGAAAGGUGAGCGAAUACUAGACAUGUGUGCAGCUCCAGGAGGGAAGACAACUGCAAUUGCUGUCCUUAUGAAGGAUGAAGGGGAGGUCAUUGCUGCAGAUAGAUCUCAUAACAAGGUUAUGGAUAUUCAGAAAUUGGCUGCUGAGAUGGGUUUGACUUGUAUUACAACUUACAAACUAGAUGCUCUCAAAGCUGUUCGUAAAAGUAAUGGGUCAAGUGAUAUGACCACUUUGUGCUGUAACAAGGAUAACAAUGAUGUAGUUAUUCAAAGUUCUGACUUGAGGCCUCUUGAGAGUGGGGGUUCAUCUACUACCACUGUAGGAUUGAAUGCUGAUACAAAUUGCAAGGAGAAUGGUAGGCAGUACAAGUCUUGGGGUUUGUGCAUGAGGAGAUUCUCUUCUUUGCCUGUGAUUCAGGUCAAAAACCAAACCACUUAUUUGAUUAUUAAAAUGCCUAGAGUUACAUAUUUGUCUCUCAUUCUCAAUAUUUUAGUUAGCAAUGAAAAAGCGAAUGAGAGAACUUACGUUAGCAAAGCUGACAUCAGGAAGAACAUGCGAAGAAUGAGGAAUGGUCCUGGGAGAAAUCAAAGCCUGGGUGGUAGAGUUGAGAAUUCAAAAGGCUUCCUUCCUCAUAGCUUUGAUCGGGUUCUUCUAGAUGCUCCUUGUUCAGCUCUUGGUUUGAGACCUAGACUUUUUGCUGGAGAGGAAACAAUAGAGACAUUAAGAAAUCACGGGAAAUAUCAAAGGAGAAUGUUUGAUCAGGCCGUUCAGUUAGUACGCCCUGGUGGAGUCCUUGUGUACUCAACAUGUACAAUUAAUCCUGGUGAGAAUGAAGCAUUGGUCAGAUAUGCGUUGGAUACGUAUAAGUUCCUCUCUUUAGCACCACAGCAUCCAAGAAUUGGAGGACCUGGUGUUGUUGGUAGUUGCCAAUUCUCAGAUGGAUAUAUUGAAGAGUGGCUAAGACCUGGAGAGGAGGAGUUGGUUCAGAGGUUUGAUCCCUCAUCUCCACUUGAUACAAUAGGGUUCUUCGUAGCCAAGUUUGUUGUGGGCCCCAAAGAAACCUGACUUGCAAGUUUGCAACUUGGAGCUUAGGUGUGAAGACCAUUGAACGAAUUGUAGUGUUCUGUGGCUUUUCUUUUGUUGGUGUUGUAGUAUUUUUCUGUGCUGAGAGCAAUUUGCUGUCAAGAGAUGAAGACAAGCAUGGUCAGAGCACUCUGUUUACCAAAUUAGAUAUGUGGUUCAAAUUAUUGUAUCAGUUUUGUUUGCUGUGUAGAAAUGAUGGGAUGAACUUAUUUUUCAUGAAGAAAACUAUAAAAAUCCAGGGAAUUUGCUGUUUUGUCUCUA
Messenger RNA from Theobroma umbraticum, 2310 nucleotides. The record is from RefSeq and is a predicted model, not a curated record. Lineage: Eukaryota; Viridiplantae; Streptophyta; Magnoliopsida; Malvales; Malvaceae.